AUGGCUAUCCGUCUCUCAACUGGCGCUCUCAAUUCAGAUUUGAUCUCUCCUGCUCGUCUCUCUUCUGGGGCAACCAUCAAUAAUCCUGAUUCUGAUUUACCUCAUUCAAUCUUCUCACGGCUUGGAGCCCCUGCGUCUUCAUGCAUUUCACGAGUACCAAUAUCCUCAACUAGACUGACUCGAUUAAAUGAAUCAGCGAAGGAUACACCCUCCACCAAAGGCCUAACUCCGAGCACCAACCGGAUCACGGCAAGCAAAUGUAAUACGCAUACCAGUGUGGUUCUUCGUCGUAUACUCGACAGGAGUCUCUCAUCGGUCGGCAUGGUAGUGCCAGCACAGGUUCCUGUCAAUGGUAUCGGCAAGCUUGACAGCAAAUCAUCUGCCAUUAAGAGACGAGUAACCACAUCCGUUUCUAUUCUGAUUUCGAAUGCUUUUUUUUGA
Molecule: messenger RNA, 441 nt
Organism: Protopolystoma xenopodis
Lineage: Eukaryota; Metazoa; Platyhelminthes; Monogenea; Polystomatidea; Polystomatidae
Source: the annotation of a GenBank genome assembly